GAUAAUGAUUUCUGUACUCUCGAACGAUGCUGGUGCAGUGUAAGUUCUUAAGCAUCUGUGAGCACUAUCGAUAUUUCCUCUAAGGCCCGACGUGGAGUAGCGUCUGCAGGGGAUUUGCCAGUUGUUUACAUAACGAACACCUGGGCAAACAGGACUCUCGUGACUCCAACCCCCUUGCUGCUGAGUGGUUGCGAGGUCUGCCUGCUUCCUGAGAUGAGCGCCAGGCGACACUAAGAGACAGCAGCCUUGUCGGCGCUGGCCCACCUGCAGCAACUGAAGGAAUCUUCCGCAGCAGCCUCGACAUGAGAGCCCCAGCAUGGCACAGUGGAGUCUUGAGGCAGUUUGCCGCAGUCGCAGCCGUGAACCUGGCGACAGUGUCUGCGGGCGCGGUGAUGGCGUGGUCGUCGCCGGCGCUUCCGCUGCUGCCGGGGCUGGGCAGCGCGCAGGCCUCGUGGGUGGGCUCCCUGCCGUCGCUGGGGGCGGCGCUGGGCCCCUGGCUGGGCGGCUGGGCGGCGGACCGCGCGGGCCGCCGCACCGCGGCGCUGCUGUCGGCGCUGCCGCUCGCCGCCUCCUGGGUGGCGCUGCUCUUCGUCAGGCAUCAGCCGCUCUGGCUGUGCGCAGUGCGCUUCUUCUCCGGCAUCGGUGUCGGGCUCGUCUACGCCGUACUGCCUAUCUACUCUGCGGAGAUUGCACAGGCAGACGUUAGAGGGGCCUUAGGCUCACUGAUGCAGACGUCGAUAACGGUGGGCUUCAUGAUCGACUACUGCGCCGGGCCGUUCGUGUCGUACACGACGCUGGCAGCCAUCGGGCUGGCGACGCCCCUCUUGUUCGUGGCGUGCUUCGUCUGGAUGCCGGAGUCACCCUACUACCUGCUGGCUGUCGGGGAGGAAGCCGCGGCGGAGAAAGCCCUGCGCUGGUUACGCGACGUCAACCAAGACGUAAUCUUCGAGCUCCGUGAGAUAAAGAAAGCUGUGGAAGAGUCUCGUCUGUCAGAGGGCUCUCUGCUGGCUGUGUUCCGGACGCGGCGGUCGCGCCGCGCUCUCGCCAUCUCUCUGGGCGUGGUGUGUGCCGAGCAGCUGGCGGGCAUCAACGCGGUGCUCUUCUACACGCAGAGCAUCUUCGACGCGGCGGGCGGCGACGUGGACAGCCGGGUGGCACCCAUCAUCGUCUGCGGCGUUAUGCUGCUCGUGUCGUGCCUCGUGCCCUUCCUGGUGGACCGCCUUGGCCGCAAGUUCCUGCUCAUAUUCUCCUCCACGGGCAUGUCCCUCGCGCUGGCAGUUUUUGGGGCUUUCUUCUACCUCAGUGAAGCGGGCCACAACACGAAGGACAUAGGCUGGCUUCCUCUGACUGCCCUUGUUUUCUACAUCUUCGUCUAUACUCCAGGCUACGGAGGACUGCCUUUCACCGUAGCAGGUGAAGUGUUCGCUCCGAAUUUGAAGGCCGUCGCAAUGCCGAUGGCUGCCUUCGUGUCGUGGUUCAUGUCCUUCCUGGUCACGAGAUUUUUCGGAGACAUCACAGAUGCCCUUGGGAACUACGGAGCGUUCUUCGUGUUCUCGUUGUGCGCUCUUCUCGCAUCACUCUACGUUUACUUCUUUGUUCCAGAAACAAAUGGGAAGACGUUAGAAGAAAUACAGAUAAUGCUAGAGAAUGGAUAGCACAGAAUCAUCACUUUAUCCAUUGCAUUAGAGCAAUAUUUUAUAAUUUCACUUAGGCUCAGAUUUGCAGCAGCGUGUGUUGACGUGAGGGCAAGAGAUGUUAAUAUAUUAACAACUCCUGUAUGCAGACACAAGGAAUGUAAAUCAGUAUUUUCAGGUUUCCGAUCCUUCUUGAACAGUUAUAAGAAGGUUUCCGUAAUGGCUAUGUACCCUCAGUGUCAGACAGCAUCGGUAAUUAACUUUACCGCCGAUCAAACAUCUUAAAUCCAAACAGUUCCUACGCGAAUAUUAACAACCUGGACUUAACGUAAUUGCUAGUCAGAUAUCUUGGAACGACCGUCAGCAAAUUUUAAACCAGUGAAGCUAGAUUGGCCGUGAAAUUUUAAAGAUUUUAAAGGAUCAUUUACCCUAGUUAAAAUUGCUUUUACUUUAGGAAGUAGAUGGGAUAAAACGAAUAGCGUAAACAAAAAUACAGAAAAUAUUCCAGCUUGAUAAAAUUGCAUCCAUUCAAUAUCAAUAAUGCAGAGAGAGACUAAUUCUGGAUGUCAUUGUCAAGCUUCUGCAUUUAUCCGAAAUGCUGUUCAGAGGUCUGCAUAUGUUAAAGUGUAAACUUUUCUCCACUGCUUACUUCAUAAAUAUCAUUGGUGAAUUUCAGUUAUAAGUUUUAAGGCAAUCUGUUUUCAUAUUUGUAUGAAGUGACCUAACUUUCAAGCGGGAAACUACGCUUAAAUCAAGCACAAAGAGAAAGAAACUAUUUGUAGGUAGAACUGGUUAAAUCCAGCCUCUCACCGUUUGCAUAAAGAGGUAGUGGCUAAUAUAAUGUAAAUAGUUUAAGUAUUCUCAACCACAUUUUACAUCCUAUGAUUUUAUCCGCGAGAACUUAGCAUUUGCUCACGUAAUGUGGACAUAAGAAAUUCAGUUCCGUUCAGGAAACUGAACUUUUAUACGGCUUAAUUUUUAUCGCUGUAAAAGAUCCAUAGCAUUGUUUGUUCAGAUUGUUUUAAAAGUUUCUUGUAAGCUAAAUCAGGUACAACAUAUUUUAGAAUAUAAUUUAGCAGAUUCCAAACUUCUAAUGAGAAGUGGAAUCAAAUAAAAUCUAAUAUUCAUUGUAAGAUAUUUAUAUUUAUCUUAUCCUUGAUGUUGUCUACGAAUUCUGAAGUAAAAAUAUUGUAACGCAUUUGUUAAUUAUGCCGCUGACUUAUUUACUUGUGUUUACCCUAAAGAAUUACUUAUCAAAUUGCAUGUUAGAGAUUUUAAUGUAGAAAACAUAAGAGAAUAAUAAAUAUGUUGAAUUAGUGAAA
Molecule: messenger RNA, 2956 nt
Organism: Schistocerca gregaria
Lineage: Eukaryota; Metazoa; Arthropoda; Insecta; Orthoptera; Acrididae
Product: facilitated trehalose transporter Tret1-like
Exons: 7
Coding region: 303-1655 (450 amino acids)
Biological process (GO): carbohydrate transport; transmembrane transport
Cellular component (GO): membrane
Molecular function (GO): sugar transmembrane transporter activity
Source: RefSeq, a predicted model, not a curated record